AUGAGCUCUGGCUCUGGCCAGGAUGUGGCAGUCGAGCAUUUCCUGCAUGACCUAGAGAGGCGGGGUAAGCGGCGACACUGUGCUGUGAUAGGCUGGGAGGAAGAGCGACCCCGCAGCGACAUGAAUCUGCUGUAUCGCAAGAGUCGUUUGGACUGGAGGCAGAGGGACCAGGACGGCAGCAAAAAGAGCUCCACCCAGAAUGACCCCUCAGCCACUGUUGGCAAGUCCCGUGACCUGGCCUCCUUCCGCCGACACUUCCGCAUGGGUUUCAUGACCAUGCCAGCCUCCCAAGACCUUUCUCCUCACUCUUGUGCCUCAGCCAUGGCACCACGUUCGCAAUCCUGCCAUGCGGUAGGAGCUGGGGAUACCAGUCUGGAGAAUGGGGACUACUCAGAUACCCAGUCCCAGCACAGUGGUCGUUGUCCACCAGCCAAACCCAAACGCCAUCCCAGCACCUGCCUUAGCUCCUCUUCCAGUGAUGCCAGAGGCCCUCCUGAGGCCCCGCCUCCUCCCCCACCCACCCAUUCACAAGCCAAACACACAGAGAAGAAGAAUGCCAUGAAGAAGUCUGAUUCAGGGGAGAUUGGAGGGAAGAGAGUGCCUCCAUUAAAGCCCAAGAGAAGCCCGAGUACUCAGCUUUCUUUUGACCCCCCACCUUCACGUGUGCCUCCUCCUACCAUGACCCUGCCUUUCCAGGCAGCAGAGACUCAGCCUCAAAGAGGAGACAGAGAGGACGAGCCUGUCUACAUAGAAAUGGUGGGACAAGUGUUCACUAGAGACAGUCAGACUGCCACCCCACAUCCUGUCACCCCUGUGGCCACCACACCUGACUCUGACUCUGAUCAGAGUGAGGCCAUCUAUGAGGAGAUGAAAUACCCACUGCAAGAGGACAGGGAGUCCCAAAGGCGCCUGCCUCUCAAACAGGACAAACUUAAAACCUCCAAACAGUUCCACUCCACUCCUUCCUCUAGCAGUUCCUCCCCUCUGCCACACCCCUGUUCCUCCUCUCCAUCCUGCUCCAAGCCCAAAGCUACAGUGUCCAUCUCUCAUUCCUCUCCUUUACCCUCUUCCACAUCCUCCACUCCUGUUCCCCAGGUAAUUUCUGCCAGUCCACACACCCCUCGAGCCCCUACUCCCUACUUGCUCCAGGGUAAUAAAUUGGAGUCAGAGACAAACACCAAGAUUCCAGCCCCUUUUCCCAACCUUCUACAGCACCGCCCACCGCUACUAGCUUUCCCCCAGCCAGCAGCAGCCUCCAGUGGAGUAGGCGUGCAGCACAAGGUGUCCUCAUCCGGAAAACUGGGAACUCAAACCUCCAGCGCAACUACUCAAGCUAGCACCUCCUCCUCAAAUAUUCCCUCUACUAACCUCCCUGUACCAUUGUCGGGCUCCAAAGAGUCCUCUGGAGGGACUGCAGCUCAGCAGGAAAAACAUUGCAGAGAGGCUCAGUUAGGGCCUGCACCUGGGCUAAGGGCCAGGAGCCACUCAACACCCCUGCCACCCUCUUCCAAAUCCACUUCUCCUUUCUCCCAUCACCACCACCACCCUCACCAUCGCCCCUCUCACUAUCAUCACUACCGCAAGCCAGAGAGGGGAGGCUCUCCUGCUCCAACCAAGAGUAGCUCACAGACCUCAACCCAAGUCUCUGCUCAAACCCAAACCCCAGCUUCAGGCAAGGAAAGCAAGUCAGUCAGCUUCCUCUUGAAGUCAGAUAAAACAGAAAGGGAUAGAGACAGAGACAGGGACAGGGACAGAGACAGAGACAGGGACAGAGACAGAGACAGAGACAGAGACAGGGACAGAGAGAGAGAGAGGGACAGGGACAGAGACAGAGGUAGAGAGAGGGAGAGAGAAAGAGACAGGGAAAAAGAUAAGGACAGGGACAGAGAGCGGGAUAAAGACAGGGAAAGAGAGAGAGAUAGAGAGGGAGGGACACAGUUAUCCCAGAUGGAAAACACACCCACUACCUGCAGCCAAACAUCUCAAAGCAGCACCAGCUUAACGCCAAUGCCUCUGUCUUCAUCCCAGCGUCCUCAUUCUCGCCCCCACCUCCGCUCCCACACUCCUCAUGGCCUGCCUGCUUACAAGCCUCCCUCCUCAGACAGCCCUCUACUGUGGACCUACCCCUCUGUGGGCUUCCGCAGACCCCCAGCCUAUGAUAGCCUACGAGCAAGCUCUCAGAUGCCCUCUGCGCAACAGGCCUCAGGUCCCUCUGGUGGAGGGGAAACUGCUUCCAAGAGUAAUGGAGGUCUUAUAUCCCUCCAGGCGAAAGCCGGCUUCGUGCCUUGGAAAAGCAGUGCUGGUUUAGCCUUUGCAGAUGAGGGGUCUUACUGGCCGAUGCACAGGAAAUUGUCCUUCAGCCAUGGGACCAGAGAGACAGAGAAGGAUGAAGUGCGUGCGUGGAACGGCAGCGCUGAUGCUCUACUUAGGAUGGACAAAGAGGAGCUUGGGAUGGGGUCUCGAGGAGCCCAUUCAGGCAUCCCAGUACACUUCAGUGGUGCCAGCAGCAGGGGCCUGGAUCAUAGUGAGUCCCUUGCCGGCAUGGAUAGCAGUCCAGUAUUCAGAGCCUUGCCCAGAGUUGGGCUCCCUCUCCCUUGUCAAACAUUCCCUGCCUGUCGCAAUGGAGAAGUGGGGCGGCUGGGCCGCUCCUCUUCCACCUCUGGGGUGAGACAGGCGGGUGGAGGAGACGUCCAGAGACAGAGCAGUCUACCAGCACGAGAGUCCCUGAACCAGUUGCAUGGUCUGCCCCAAUCUCGAACGCCCUGCAGUCCGAGUGUUUCUCGGCAGCAGCAGCAGCUCCAGCUUCACCAGCAGCAGCUGCAGUUAAAGCAGCAGCUUCAGCAGCUUCAGCAACAGCAGCACCUCCAGCUGCAGUUCCAGCACCUUGCCCAGCUGGCACAGGGACAGCCUCCGGUCACCGGGGGCACCACCCCAUCUACAACGCAGACCCAGAGGGACGGCAAGUUGCUAGAAGUCAUAGAGCGUAAGCGCUGCUUGUGCAAAGAGAUCAAGGCCCACAGGCGCCCUGACAAAAGCCUGUGCAAGCAGGACAGUAUGCCCAUCCUGCCGAGCUGGAGACGGACACCUGAACCUCGUAAGACUGGCACACCACCCUGCCAGAGGCCACAGGCUGUGGUGUGGGACACAGCGAUUUGA
Molecule: messenger RNA, 3156 nt
Organism: Lampris incognitus (smalleye Pacific opah)
Lineage: Eukaryota; Metazoa; Chordata; Actinopteri; Lampriformes; Lampridae
Product: neuronal tyrosine-phosphorylated phosphoinositide-3-kinase adapter 1
Exons: 6
Coding region: 1-3156 (1051 amino acids)
Biological process (GO): phosphatidylinositol 3-kinase/protein kinase B signal transduction; neuron projection morphogenesis
Source: RefSeq, a predicted model, not a curated record